This is a messenger RNA of Canis lupus familiaris (dog), 2624 nucleotides long. It is a transcript of the gene PPT2, whose product is annotated as palmitoyl-protein thioesterase 2. Lineage: Eukaryota; Metazoa; Chordata; Mammalia; Carnivora; Canidae. Gene Ontology annotation, cellular component: lysosome. Gene Ontology annotation, molecular function: palmitoyl hydrolase activity; thiolester hydrolase activity. The transcript has 10 exons. Bases 1047 to 1958 code for a protein of 303 amino acids. The record is from RefSeq and is a predicted model, not a curated record.
CUGUGCAGAGGCCCCGCCUGGCCGGGUCCCAGGGCCCAGACAUUUAGGUCAGGCCCCAAACUGGCCAUUCUGGUUUCCGAGGCGUCGGCGUGGUUCCAGACCCCCUACCGCCACCCCACCCUCACAUGACACACCUCAGAGCACAAAUCGGGUUUAUUGAGAGACUUUAGACCGGCCAAGACCUUGUGAAGAGAGGGAGGGAUUCAUUCCGACAAGCUUCGAAAUCCUUUCCUCUAGGGAGACGCCUUCAAACGCUAAGUAAAAGCCCGCCGGUGUCUGGUGUCUCGCCAGGGGUGCAGGGCGCCUGGAGCUCGGGGGUCUGGCCGAGGGGGGCGCCCACAUGAGUUCCCGGCUCAGGGCAGGUUGCGGGGGUCCCUCAAGUUGAAAGACUGGCGGGAACCACGCGGGCGUGAGUCAGCGCUGCCCCAGGGGCCCUCCGCCCCUUGGAGGUGGGUCGUGUCCCGGGAGCGGAGGAGAGGAGGCCAGGAGAAACUGGGUCAGGCUGCACUUCUAGCUCCGGGGGCCUCGAGGACUCUUCGCGGCCCUGGAGACGAGGGCAGUACACGCACUUGAUAACGAAGAGUUCGCCCUGCCCCCUCACCCCGCCCCCGGUGGAGGGGGGAGAACUUCGUGUUCCGCGGCGGAGCCAGAGUUGGGAAGUGGGACGAAACAGGCCAGAACUCAGCCCCUCAGGGCGCCGGUGCAGCGGGGCCCGCGCUCGCCUCCUCUCGGCUCGCAGGCUGGGCCCGCCGCUUCUUCCUCUCCCCACGACUCUAAAUGGAUUGCUCUGCCUGUCUGCUCCCCCGCCCUCGGGACGCAGUGGAAUGUUCCACGGCCCCUCCGGUCCCGGCCUGCGUUACAGGGGACGCGGGCACGGUUGUCAGGGAAAGCCCCGGACGUGACGGCGGAGCGCGACCCCUGGCAGCCUCCCCUCUCCCCUGGGUCACUGCCCUGCGCGCGCUCCGGACCCCCUCCCCCCGCGGGCUCCGGUCUAGGGGGAAGUAAACAGGCGCAGCGGAGUCCGCGGACCCAGGCCAGGCGGGAGCAUGCUGGGGCGCCGGGGCCUGCGGCUCCCCCCGGUGGGGAUCCUGCUCCUGCUGCCGUUCCUGCCGCCGCCGCUGCCGCCCGCAGCCCCCGCGCCCCAUCGCGCUGCCUACAAACCGGUCAUCGUGGUGCACGGGCUGUUUGACAGCUCGUACAGCUUCCGCCACCUGCUGGAAUACAUCAACGAGACACAUCCCGGGACUGUGGUGACAGUGCUUGAUCUCUUCGAUGGGAGAGAGAGCUUGCGACCCUUGUGGGAACAGGUGCAAGGGUUUGGAGAGGCUGUGGCCCCCAUCAUGGCAAAGGCCCCUCAAGGGGUGCAUCUCAUCUGCUACUCGCAGGGGGGCCUGGUGUGCCGGGCGCUGCUCUCCGUCAUGGAUGAGCACAAUGUGGAUUCUUUCAUCUCUCUCUCUUCUCCACAAAUGGGACAGUAUGGAGAUACGGACUAUCUGAAGUGGCUCUUCCCUACCUCCAUGAGGUCUAACCUCUACCGGAUCUGCUAUAGUCCCUGGGGCCAGGAAUUCUCCAUCUGCAACUACUGGCAUGACCCCCACCAUGAUGACUUGUACCUCAAUGCCAGCAGUUUCCUGGCCCUGAUCAAUGGGGAGAGAGAUCAUCCCAAUGCCACUGCAUGGAGGAAGAACUUUCUUCGUGUGGGCCGCCUGGUGCUGAUUGGGGGCCCUGAUGAUGGUGUCAUUACCCCCUGGCAGUCCAGCUUCUUUGGUUUCUAUGAUGCAAAUGAGACCGUCUUGGAGAUGGAGGAGCAACUGGUUUAUCUGCGGGAUUCUUUUGGGUUGAAGACGCUGUUGGCUCGGGGAGCCAUAGUGAGGUGUCCGAUGGCUGGGAUCUCCCAUACGGCCUGGCACUCCAACCGGACCCUUUAUGAGACCUGCAUUGAACCUUGGCUCUCCUGAGGAUGUCCUCAGGGACCCCCCAGGAACUCCCCAGCCCAGAGACCAAGCGGUGGCCUUGGAAAGCAGAUGUCAGGCUCUGGUGUGCCUCUGAUCACCCAUUGCUCCCACACUGCCUGCACCAACCAGGGCUCCCAGGACCCCUUCCUCUUCUCCUAAAUGACAAAUCCUGGUUUCCCCCACAUCACGUCUGGGGUUUGCUCUGUGCUCUCUCACCGUCCCAAAGCAGAGGUUGGGAAGAGAGAAACCAGGUUUUUAACUUGUGGCUGCUCCUGCUGCUGCUGCUGCUGCUCCGUCUCCGGCCGAACAGGAGGAGAACCCAGUCCCUGCUCACUACGGAGGUCUCCUUCUAAGCCACUCAGGACAUUUUUAGCUUCUGUUCUCCCCAUAUUCCCUUUUCCUCAGCCCUCCCAACUCCCAGGAAGGACUACCCAUGAGAGUGGGGUUCUGAGGCUCCCCUAUGGGGACGGUUCCGUUCUUGAAAUGUCAGUGUUGGGGAAUAUCUAUGGCCCGUGAGGCCCAUCUCAGGUUUGGGGAUCCCCCAGUCCCUAUGUUCAGUGUUGGGGUACCCCCUGGGAGCCUAGUUUCUUUGAGGCCCCAGCCCCUCUUUUAGCUACCAUUGAAUGGGUGUUAACCCUGUAUUAAUGGAAAUAAAGUUCCAUUUCUUCA